AUGGGCCAGACAUUCACGCAAGAUACCAACUACACUCUAAACUAUACUGAUGAAGUAUACAAUGCAGGUGGUGAGGAUCGCGACGCGUGCGCCGUCGCCGACGACCCCAAAUACCCCAGCAGCUUCGGAAUAACACUUGCAGUCCCAGAAUGGGAAGCCAUUUGCACAGCCAUAGUGCUCACUCUAAUCAUAAUCUCGACUAUCGUCGGCAACAUCCUGGUCAUACUAAGCUGGGUAUUCACUUACAAACCGCUAAGAAUCGUACAAAACUUCUUCAUUGUAUCACUUGCUGUGGCCGAUUUGACUGUCGCAAUUCUAGUCCUACCUUUAAACGUAGCAUACUCGAUACUCGGACAAUGGGUGUUUGGAAUUUAUAUGUGCAAGAUGUGGCUGACAUGCGAUAUAAUGUGUUGUACUUCGUCUAUCCUGAACCUUUGCGCAAUCGCCCUUGAUCGAUACUGGGCCAUUACUGAUCCUAUAAAUUACGCACAAAAGCGGACGCUUGAACGAGUGCUUUUAAUGAUCGGGGUAGUUUGGGCUCUUUCACUCAUAAUCAGUUCUCCUCCACUCUUAGGAUGGAACGAUUGGCCGGAGGUAUUCGAAACCGAUACGCCGUGCCGUCUGACAUCCCAGCCUGGCUUUGUGAUAUUCUCAUCUUCAGGGUCAUUUUACAUUCCUCUAAUUAUUAUGACCGUGGUUUAUUUCGAAAUCUACUUGGCAACAAAGAAAAGAUUAAGAGAUCGCGCCAAGGCGACCAAAAUCAGCACUAUUUCUAGUGGGCAAAAUAGAUAUGUACCAAAGGAGAGUGAAAAUAAUGAUCAAGAUUCAGUGAGCUCUGAAGCAAAUCACAAUGAGCAUCAAGGAGCAACACAUUUAAUGUCGGACAAUGAGAAGAAGAAGAAAUCAAAAUCAACGAAGAAAUCAACACCAAAGAAGAAGCCUAAAAAACGUUAUUGGAGCAAGGAUGACAAGUCCCAGAACAAAUUGAUUAUACCAAUCCUGUCCAAUGAGAAUUCGGUAACAGACGUGGCUGAGAAUGAAAAUAGGAACACGUCGUCAGAAAGUAAUUCUAAAGAAACUCAUGAAGGUGAGUUGGAUGUGGCAGAGACAGGAUCAAAAAAGGUACCGAAGCGUCCAAAGCCUAACCAGCAGAAUGCUGUGUAUCAAUUUAUUGAGGAGAAACAACGCAUUUCGUUGACCAGAGAGCGUCGUGCGGCUCGAACCCUGGGCAUUAUAAUGGGGGUGUUUGUCGUGUGUUGGCUCCCAUUCUUCGUGAUAUAUCUUGUCAUCCCCUUCUGCUCCAGUUGUUGUCUCUCAAGCAAAUUCAUCAAUUUCUUCACAUGGCUCGGGUACAUAAACUCAGCCCUCAAUCCUCUUAUAUAUACAAUAUUCAAUAUGGACUUUAGAAGAGCUUUUAAGAAGUUACUUUUUAUAAAGCAGUAG
Molecule: messenger RNA, 1443 nt
Organism: Pectinophora gossypiella (pink bollworm)
Lineage: Eukaryota; Metazoa; Arthropoda; Insecta; Lepidoptera; Gelechiidae
Gene: Oct-TyrR
Product: octopamine receptor
Exons: 2
Coding region: 1-1443 (480 amino acids)
Biological process (GO): adenylate cyclase-activating adrenergic receptor signaling pathway
Cellular component (GO): membrane
Molecular function (GO): octopamine receptor activity
Source: RefSeq, a predicted model, not a curated record